Molecule: messenger RNA, 1361 nt
Organism: Pseudogymnoascus destructans
Lineage: Eukaryota; Fungi; Ascomycota; Leotiomycetes; Thelebolales; Thelebolaceae
Exons: 1
Coding region: 302-1033 (243 amino acids)
Source: RefSeq, a predicted model, not a curated record
UGCAACUUACUCCGUAAGCAGAUAUUGACGACAUUACCCUGUGCUGCAAUCUCAGUCUGGACCCAAAUCUCACGACAACCUCACCUCACAAAGAAAGAAUCUCUAAUCGCGCGUCAAGACAAAGAAGUCACAUCUCUCUGUCACCAAUGCAGACCACAGACAUGGCCUAAAACACCAUCGUUCACCAGCAAUCCCACUCUGAACUCCAAAACCACCCCAAGGGUCCAGAACCAUCCGCGAUCACCAUCGCAUUCACCGAGAUCACCCACCACCACCACCUCACCACCGACAAAACCUCACAAUGUCCUUCCCCGCCUUCGGCGCCUUUCUCCUCGUCCUCCUCGCCAUAAUCCUCAUCUCCGCUAUCGUCUGGAUCGUCUUCAUCUACCUCCGCGCACGCCGCCUGGGCCUCCCCACACCCACACUCACCUCCUACAACCCCUUCGCCUCCCGCUCCUCCUACACCCCCCAACCGCGCUCCGGCGGCCUGAUCGGCUGGAUCUCGGACAAAUUCCGGAACUUUCGCUCGCGCCGCUCACGCACCGCUGGAGGCGCAUACGAGGAGCCUCUUGGUGCUUAUGGCGGCGCUGGGGGGGGAGGAGCGAGAAGCGGGUUCGGCGCCCUGGAUCCGGAUGAGGCGUGGGAUGCGAGGGUGGGGAAUGAGGCGGAUUAUUAUAGGGAGGAGCAAGAAGUAGGGUUGCAUGCUGAGACGGGGUAUAGUGGAGCUGGGGGGGAGGAGAGGGGAAGGACGAGGGGGAGGAGGGGGGAGGAAGGGCCGUAUGGGGGGGAUAGUCAGAGGGAGUUGGAUAGGAGGUAUGAGGAGGAGAUGGGGGGUGAGCAGACGGGGGUGGUGAAGAAGAGUGGGGGGAGUGAGAGUAGGAAUCCGUUUGAUGAUAGUGCGGCGGUGGGGACGAGUUUGAGGGGGGUUAGUCCGAGGCCGGAUAAGGGUGCUGGGCAUGAUGAGCAUGAGGGGUUGGGUGCGGAUCCGGAUAGUCCCACGGGGAAGAGGAGUUUGUUUAGGGAGGUUAUGUAGGAUUUGGGGGGUUGGGAUUGGGGGGCUUCAUUGCCUGGCGUUGGUUUGGUGUGGAACUAUGGGCAAAACGGGGUAUGGCUGGAUGGGAAAGGCUAUGGUUUUAUUCGGAUUCAUGCGCAGCGCUGGUCAUUUGGUGGUGCUAAAUAGCGGAUUUGAGGGGCUUGGAAUGGACUUCCUGGCUUUAGCUUUGGCUUCAUGAUGUCAAUCUUCUAGCUCAGUGUCGCGGAGUGAUACAAAGGUGUAAGAUCCUCCCCAAUUAAAAAAUUAUCACAUUACACAUAAGCACAUCACAAUCCACAAACAUCAAUCAAAGUAUUCAAUCCAAAAU